Molecule: messenger RNA, 2707 nt
Organism: Paramuricea clavata
Lineage: Eukaryota; Metazoa; Cnidaria; Anthozoa; Malacalcyonacea; Plexauridae
Source: the annotation of a GenBank genome assembly
ACCGUUCAUCUUCAUCCACCUGGUCCCAUUUAUUGGCAACAAAUCGUUAGAAUUAAUUUGAUUUUCAGAUUCAAGACUACGAACCUUGUCCAAGAUCCUCACCAACUAAACAAGGUAAGUUGGUAAGUAAGUGUGAGUGUGCUAAUAAACAAUUAUUGAAUGGGGUCGAGUAGGUUAUGAGGAAUUAUUGAGACUGAGGUUUAUUAUGGCUGAGUCCGGAUAACACAAACCGAGGCCUUAAUAAUUAAUAAUUAUUCGCCGAAGGCGAGGUAAUUAUCGGAGAAUAAAAACCGAGACGAAGUCGAGGCUCUUUUUCAUCGAUAAUCACCGAGCCUGAGGCGAAUAAUUGUUUUAAUAUAAUUUCGUAGGUGAUUAUUUGGAAAAAAAUUAAAAAUACACAUUUCUUCGUCAUUUAAUUGACAAACAGGCUUCGACCGCCAUUUCGAAAAUCGCUUAGGUGAUUACCGCGUAACUAGAAAAUACAUGCAUGCAGAAACCCUCGCCUUGCUGACAAAACCAUUGCAUUUUCCGAACAUGAAGUAUAUAAAGUAGUUGUCAUGGUAACACGAUAAUUUUUUAAGAAUAUUCAUACAAAUUAAUGAAAAUUGCCUACAAAUAUCACUUUAAUUACAAAAUUAUCAAUUUCCCAACAUUUAUAUGUCAGGUAUAUUAUUGUGCGUAAUAUAAGCUUCAAUUUAAGGUAAAAUUCAACCACAAACGCUUUGCAAAACGUUUUAAAGUGUUCUUCUAAACUGUCUUUAAUUAAAUGGCUUUAUCGAUAAACUUUGACUUUGCAAUAAAAUGAUUUCAUGUAGAUGUAGGCUAAAUAACUUUGCUUUCUUUUUUAUUUAAUAAAAAAUUCAAUAUAAUAAAAAAGGGAAUCAAUAUUAAAGAUACACUGAAAUUAUAUGCUGUCUUGUUUAGUUGUUUCAUAUACGCAAAGGCCGUCGGGUUUUAAAGCAAUUAUAAAAUCAAUAUUUAAAACAAACUUACCUUCGUCAACGUCGGCUCCCUUCAUUUUAUUAGCCGAUCCUUUCGCCUUUUCGUUUGAGAAAGCUUUUGAAAUUUACAAAAUCUUGCAAAAAUGCGAGCAAAAAUGAAAUAUAUUUGCAAGAAAAAUAUCAAUCAUGAAAUCAAGAAAUGUUUGCUAUUUCGCUGUCGUCAUGCAGUCGUUAUAAUACAAACUUUAAAUUGGACCAAUCAGUGUCCGCUAUUCAUGACAGUCCGCCAUAUUUUUGAGAUCAGUGAGGAUGACCACCCACCGAAACAUCGUUGGUGAGCCACGCCCGCGAUUAUUGAUGAACUUUAGACUUCGCUAAUGCUUUCGUUUCCCCGGGUAUAAAUAGCCGGGGGAAUUAAUACCCUCGCACGGCGCUUCGCGCCGUCGGCUCGGGGAUAAUCACCUGAACGGCAACCAAUCGGCGUGGAGAAUUUUUAAUAAUCACCUAUGUAAUUAUACUAAUUCCUCAUAUCCUGCGAAAACCGAAUUCAAUAAUUGUUCUAUUAUUUAUAUUUGUCGGAAUACACAAAAAAGGCCGGCGAACCUUUCCUUUGAGGAAGCCAUUAGCGACCUUAAGAUUCUACGACGCGGCAGACUACAACGCCACCGGAAGUAAAUUUGUAGCAACUGAGCAUGCGCGUGCGUUCUUGCUCAGCGAAUCUAAUCUACGACGACGCCGUUUUGCAGUUUUCACGUCGUCGUAGAUUUUCUACCAAAAUAAGAACAAAAAUGGAAAAAAAUACUAUAUCUGCGAAAGAAUUGGAAGAAAAGGAAGGGUCCAAGUCUGGGUAAGUGUUGCUUGUUUUCUUAGUUUCUUGCAAAAUACAUAAAAUGGUGAAAUGUUCGCCCAAAGACAGUAAAGUAUAUUACUGAAAACUUGCUUUUACUCAAUUUAAUGUAUAUCUUCGUAUUUUUGCCGAAACGUUCACCUCAUAUUUAUUAUGUUUAUUACAUUUACAGAGUUUGUUUUAUAAUGAAAUGGACUAAUGAGCAUGAUGUCGAAUUUUGCAAAGAGGUUAUUACUUCCAAGCUUUUUGAAACCAAGAAAAGGUCGGCAGAAAGAGCUCAGGUAUGGGAAGCUUGGAAAAAGUGGAAUAUCCUAAAUUCAAGGUGGAGCAACGUUCUGUCAGAGACAGAUUGAAAAAACUAAUCAAACAGUUUCGGAAAAAGGAAAACGAUGAAAGACGAGCCAGUGGAAUUUCACCUGAAUUAACAGAAUUGGACACACUGCUGGAGGAGAUAAGUGAAAAAGAGGAAGCAUCAGAAACCCUGGCUGCAGAUAUGGGAGAAAGGGAAAAGAGGCGUUUGGAAGAAGAUCACAUGGCAGGACAAGAGAUGCGAAAAAGAGCCAUGGAAACUUUAUCCGAGACCAAGAAAAGAAAUACAAAAAUAGAUCAAGAUAGUCCCAAACGCAAAGUCAGAAAGGGUGGUAAUACAGCCUUGGCAUUUUUGGCAGAAAAGGCAGAAAAAGAAACAAAACUGAAGGAAGAGAGCAACAGGUUAGAGAGGGAGCGCCAGGAAAUGGAAAAGGAAAAAACAGACAACUUUAUGCAACAACAGAAUGACAUGUUGACUGAUAUUUUAGAAAUGCAAAGACAGCAAAAUAAUCAGGUACAAGCAAGCCAGAUGGUUUUAAUGCAGCAACAGCAGCAACAAGGGCAAGCACUAAUAGCUCUUUUGUCUAAGAUUGUUGAUAAAGAAAAUUAG